AAUAACGAAUUAUGAAUAGUUGCUAACUUUACAACAUCAAGCCAAACUGAGUUUAGACUGAUCAACAAAGUUAGUCUCUCAUGGCCAAUAGAACAGGUGUUUCGCCUGGAGAUAUUUCAUACGGCCUAAUGAAAACAAUGGAGCUACUGCUGACCAACAUUCUAGCUCCUAGCGUCACUGUGGUGGGUGUGGUGGCCAAUGGUGUCAGCAUUGCAGCGUUCGCCAGGCUCGGGCUCGGAGACAGUGUCACCGUCUCUUACUUCCUGUUGACCAUAUCAGACUUUGCCUUCACCAUUAGUAACCUGAUCAUCAUCGUGUCCAUGAUGUUUGUCCAAACAGGUGGUCAGUGGUACGUGGACCCGUUAUCUUUGACCAUCGUCGUCUACCCUGUGAACCGGAUCUUCUACGACCUUUCCAACACGAUUACCUGCUACAUCGCCAUCGCCAGGUGUUGCUGUGUCGCCUUGCCCCUCAAGUUCAGAUCAACCUUCACGAGGUCAAGGACGUUUGGGAUCAUCGGUGUCAUGUACAUAGGAUUUUUCGUGGAGUUCACACCGCUGUUUGCCAACCAGGGUCUUCACGAGGUGUUCUUUCCGGCAUUGAAUGUAUCUCGGGUGAUCGUUUGGUUUUCGAAGGACAGGGAUCAGAUAGUCAAAAUCAUAUUUGACAGCAUUAACAGGAAUUCGUUUCUCAUCAUCACGUUCCUGAUAUCCGUUAUAUGUUUGAUAAUCAUCUUCAACGGCCUAAGGUUAUCAUCUAAAUUUAGAAUGUCCUUGAAAACUCAGGCAUUGCCGAAUGAAAUUGAUCGAGUAACGGACGGAAAGAAAAACGAGCAAGUGAAGUCAAGCAUGUCGGUGUUAGAGAUUAAGGUAGUCCAAGGCGUGGCUUUGGUCGUGUUGAUAUCUGUCUCGUGCAAUUUCCCGAUGAUAUGCAUGGCUUACAGCCGACUGGCCGUCCCCGAGCUGGAGCUGGGCAGAGCUUACAACAACUUGUAUUUUCUGAUCAGCAACAUCAGCAGUUUUAUCAUCUCUGUGAAGAAUUCUUUCAACUGGAUCGUGUAUUACAAUUACAACACACGUUACAGAGAGGCUAUCAGAUCUUUGUUUCUGAAGAAAGGCGGCUUGAAAUGAUUUAGUCACGUAGAACGUGUCUAAGAAGUACAUUGUAUCUGUAACUGGCCCUAAUGUAAACUACGUUAAUGAAUCUCUGUUAUUUGAACAAGUCUUAGUACUUCUAAUGUGUUCCAUCAAAAACAACUCUAGCAUCCCUUCCUGUGGUGCGGAGAGUCACCUGGUGUCUAAAUAAUUCAAAUAACUGUUUAAUUAAGGUUGCACGCGAGUUUUUCUCAGAAAGAGUGGUUCAAUUAAAUAGCUUUAAAAAAAAAAAACCCAGAUGAAUUAGAUUUUGACAGUUAUAUAAAAGAAA
Lymnaea stagnalis (great pond snail) is the source of this 1425-nucleotide messenger RNA. The record is from the annotation of a GenBank genome assembly. NCBI's taxonomy places the organism in Eukaryota, Metazoa, Mollusca, Gastropoda, Lymnaeidae.